CACACCUCGGGGCCGAGCUCCCGGGGGGCUUCGGCGCCGGCCGGGGGCGGCCGCAGGUCCCUCAGGUAAACAGAGCCAGCGAAGACCACCAGCGUGUGCCUCCGAGCGACCGAGAGCUUUCGCGAUCAACGAGUGAGGUGGAGGUGCUCAGGGCGCUGAAAUUUCUCUUUGAAUACCACAAGGCCCUGGACGAGAAGAUGAUUCUUUCAGAGGAGAAUAACCAGGAAAAGAUACUAACGGACAGGGUGCUUGAUGUACAUCAUGAGCAAGAAAACAUGCCAAGCGCCAAUGGAAAGAGACCCUCGGACGGCUUGGCGAAGGAGACAGAGCUCCAGGAAAUCAUACAGAGGCAGUUGCGGGAGCAGAGGCAGAUGGAGGAGCGCCUGGCAGCCCUCUCUGCCCACGUGAAACAUCUGGAGGAGGACCUGGACACGGCCAGGAAGGACCUCCUCCAGUCCAAGGACAGGAACAGAAAACUUGAGCGGGACGUCCGCGAAACAGAGGAUAAGAACCGCCAGUUGCAGGAGCGCCUGGAGCUGGUAGAGAAGCUGCAGCAGAGACUGCGGAGGGCAGAGACGCUGCCCGAGGUGGAGGCGGAGCAGGCGCAGAGGGUGGCCUCGCUCUCCAAGGACCAGCUGAUUCUAAACCUGGAACCCCUGAGAGCCGAAGUGGACCAGACGAGACUGCGAGGGGCUCCCUUCCACCACAGCCGACCCCACUUGGGCAGCGCCCCGGACCUCAGGUUCCCUGUGGCGGACCGGCCGGCAGACUCCUUGGGCAACGGGGCGGUGCUGUGGUGCCCCCAGAAAGGCCGGCUGGCAGCGUUGCACGAUGAGCCAUCCGAGGCAAGGACCCCGCCGCCCCCUUCCCAUCCCUGGUGGGCACCUUGUGAGGCACCUGCCCCCUCACACUGUGGUCCUGAGGUGCAGACCCCGAAGGAGCAGGACUGGGAGCGCACGCAGCAAGCCAGCAUGCUGGCCGAUGUGGCCCAGGCGUUUGAGAGUGACGAGGGCGUGUCUGACGACGAGGGCGACAGGGUCACCCUCUUCAGCUCGGCCACUCAGCUGUCGCCCAGCAGGCAGGCCAGUGCCAAGACUCUGACCGUGAUGAUGCAGGAGCAGCUGGACGCCAUCAACGAAGAGAUCCGAUUGAUCGAAGAAGAGAAGGAGAACACGGAGCAGCGGGCCGAGGAGACUGAGAGCAGGGAGGGCAGGGGGAGCUUAGGCAGCCUCCGUCGUUUUAAAUCAGUGAGCUCCCUCAACCUGCUUCCCACCUCCUCGCAUGCUGGCUCCUGCCCGCCCCUGCCCAAGGCCAGAAGGAGGCAGCAGAGCCUGGCGCAGGAGGGAGACCAGCUGGGCAUCAUGACUCUGGCAGGAUCUUUACCCCUAGCGCCACCUGGAAAGCCCCAGUGAAUGCUGACAACUAGAAACGCAGAACAUAAGGGCCGCUCCUAAGUUAAACUGGAAGAGCAGCAAGCACAGGUUGUAAAGAGGAAAACACACGAUGAGCGACAACAGCGAAAUAUCUGUGCCAUUCGGAAGAGGAGCCCGUCAGCCCUUGGAGGGACAGCUGGAACCAGAAUGAAAACCGAGGCCAUGGUCAGCAGUGCCCACCACACGGCCUGGGUGGCGUGGUGUCACUCACCGGGCUUCCUGCAUCCCCAGAGCUGCUGGCAGUAACAUCUCUGAGUGCCAGGCCGGGCAGCAUCCCCGAGUGAGCUCAGGCAUCACCGCUCUCCUUCCAGUGCUGCUCCGGGGCCCUCUGUGGGCGGCCACCCUCAUGCCCUGCCCUGCCACUUGCUGGGGCCCGGCUGUCCCCCUGGGAUCCUUUCAGCCCUUGAGCUUGGGUGUUCCCAGCCCUCUGCCACACCAGACUGGGACGCAACUCAGGACUUGGGCUUGAGAUAUCAAGGAGACCGUGAAUCUGGAAGGACACCACCCUGGGGCCUGUGAGAGAGCAGGAGAGCAAAGCCCCUACGGGGAGGAAGCAGAGCUGGGGAACGUGCACACAACCUCCACUGCCUCCUGCACAAGUGCCUUUUCUUUGUCUCUCCUUGACCUGAAACAAACGCCAGCUGCUGCUGCUCCGCAGGUGAUUCCUAAAGAUGCACCUCCUGCCAGAGCUAUUGUCCUGCUGCUCUGGGGCUGCCUGAGUGUGCUCAGGAGUACCAGACAAGUUAGGGCUGCCACACCUCAUACUGGAGGUGGGGGGCCUGAUACUGGGGAAGGGUCGGAGGUGGGGGGAGGGUCUGAGGGUGGGGGAGGGCCUGAUGCUGGACUAGGGCCGUGACGCUGGACUGGGAUCUGAUGCUGGACUGGGGUCUGAUGCUGGACCUAGGGUCUGAUGCUGAGGGAGGACCUGAUGCUGGACUAGGGUGCAUCAUUCGGGUCCCCGUCAAGGUUGCCCUCGGACACCCCGCCCUGUGACCGAUGGCGAGCCUCGACACCUGCACUUUGUUCCCACCCUCGGCCCGCUGCCCACGCCUCAGCAGCAGAGGGGCCCUGUCCCCGCAGAUGCUGAAGUGAUGGAGCCUCUUGUCUCCGGAGCCAAGGGAAUGAACACACCGUCGGGCGCCCUCUAGGGACACCUAUGCUUCCGCCUUCUGGCCUUUCCAUUGCAUCCGUCCGUUUCUCUUAAGAGAAUGUCCGUGGGAUGACACGGGCUCCCGUUACCAGCUCUGGUCUGUUCUCAGUGAGAGUACAGCUUACCCUCGGCACUCUUUAUUGGCCCUGGGAAAUUUUGCUUCAGUACUUGAUUGAAAGAAAGCAAUAAAUAAUACUGUGAUAAAAAUA
This is a messenger RNA of Bubalus bubalis (water buffalo), 2792 nucleotides long. Its product is annotated as liprin-alpha-1. The record is from RefSeq and is a predicted model, not a curated record. Gene Ontology annotation, cellular component: presynaptic active zone. Lineage: Eukaryota; Metazoa; Chordata; Mammalia; Artiodactyla; Bovidae. Gene Ontology annotation, biological process: synapse organization. The coding region runs from base 198 to 1412 and encodes 404 amino acids. The transcript has 2 exons.